ACUCUGCCCACUACGCGUGAUCCACCACCACACCCAUUUCCUCGUGCGGUCGGAGCGCAGCGCAGCGGCGGCGGCAGCGGGAGAGGGGAGCCGGCGGAAGGGAGGAGGCAGCGGCGGGCCGGCGAAGAUGAGCGGCAACGGCGCGAAGAAGGUGGCCGACAUGGCGGUGAAGGCCGGCAAGGCGAUCGACUGGGACGGCAUGGCCAAGAUGCUCGUCUCCGAGGAGGCGCGCAAGGAGUUCGCCACCCUCCGCCGCACCUUCGAGGACGUAAACCACCAGCUCCAGACCAAGUUCUCCCAGGAACCCCAACCGAUUGAUUGGGAGUACUACAGAAAAGGAAUUGGAUCUAAAGUGGUCGAUAUGUACAAAGAGGCUUAUGAAAGCAUCGAGAUCCCCAAGUAUGUUGACACCGUUACUCCCGAGUACAAGCCGAAGUUUGACGCUCUGGUUGUUGAACUGAAGGAGGCUGAGAAAGCGUCUCUGAAGGAGUCAGAAAGGAUAGAGAAGGAAAUUGCUGAACUCAGGGAAAUGAAGAAAAAGAUCAGCACAAUGACAGUGGAUGAAUACUUUGAGAAGCACCCUGAAGUCAAGCAGAAGUUUGACGAUGAAAUCCGUAAUGACAACUGGGGAUAUUGAAGAGCAGAACGGAACUCUUAUCUGGCCAUUUCCAUGUCUGUGAAGAACCAAUAAUUUUUCCGUGCCCUGAUAUGUAUAGGGGAAAUCCACCAUCUCAAAUCUGGUGGUUUCCGUAACAUGUGCAUGGGGCUUGGUGGAAUCCCUACACAAUCGACUGUGUCAAGCUUUCCCGAAAUUCCAUCUAAACACAUUUUGUUUGACCUCAUCAUUUUCUCGAGGAUUGUCCGUUGUCUUAUAAAGAUUAUAUGUUGUGUCCUUAGCUCCUUUCUACUUGAAUAAGAGGACUCUGCAGACUUUUUGCCUCCACUGGCCUUCAGUAACGUGUUAGUCUUUAGUCCGAACGCUUGCUGUUUGGUGCAAGUGUAACACUGAUGCUGCCUAAUGCCCAUUUUAAACCUUUUUUUAU
Messenger RNA from Panicum hallii, 1043 nucleotides. Its product is annotated as ATP synthase subunit d, mitochondrial-like. Gene Ontology annotation, molecular function: proton transmembrane transporter activity. Bases 128 to 637 code for a protein of 169 amino acids. The record is from RefSeq and is a predicted model, not a curated record. Gene Ontology annotation, biological process: proton motive force-driven ATP synthesis. The transcript is spliced from 5 exons. NCBI's taxonomy places the organism in Eukaryota, Viridiplantae, Streptophyta, Magnoliopsida, Poales, Poaceae.